GCUCGCCUUGCUUUUACCUGCCCGGGCGUGACGACCGCGGCGGCUAUGAGGGCAGCGAGCGGAGAGCAGCCGGCGCCGGCGGCCGAGGAGGCGGGCAGCGGUGUCGGCGGCGAGGUGGAGGGCAGCGCGCAGCCUUGGAAGAAAUCUGUGUAUGUUGAGCCAUCUAGGAGAGUUAAAGAAAUACUCCAAGAAGAGUUUAAUUUUCAGAAAGAAGCAUGCCACAUUAAACAUCCAUCUGCAGUGGCACUGGAAGGAAUUUGGAGUGUGAGAAAGAAUUUCUCCACUGGAAGCCUGAAACCUGUGUCACCGAACAGAAAUGGUUUACUUUUACAGCCUCAGUUCUACUCAAGGCAUGCCAGAAAGAAAAAUUGCUAAACUGUACUGCUGUGAAGACCUGAGCCUGUUGUGUCAAAUCAAACAUCAACAUUCCUUUAGAAGUUUAGAUUGAUAUCUCUAAGAUUCCAAAGAAAUUUCUGCUUGGGUAGGGAGCUAAUUCUUUUGUAGCUGCUUUACUCACUUUCUUGUUCUGUUAUGUUUUUUUUUUUUUUCAAUUGGAUGUUGUAGCCAAAUUUGAUCUGCAUUUCAGCCAAUGAUGAAGAUAUGCCAAUCUGAAGAUAAAAAAAUGUUCUUGCUGACAAAGAUGUGUUCCUGUGGAACUUGACAUUUUCAUAGAUUUCUCUGUUAGAAAGUGAUUCUCAGUUCCAGCAGAAGAUUGUAAUUGAAGAGAAGCCUUAAAAUGCCUUACACUGAGUCCACUCAUUAAACUGAGGUUGUAAGCCAA
Messenger RNA from Pogoniulus pusillus (Red-fronted tinkerbird), 781 nucleotides. RefSeq names its product chromosome 3 C11orf97 homolog (gene C3H11orf97). Gene Ontology annotation, cellular component: ciliary base. The coding region runs from base 46 to 375 and encodes 109 amino acids. The record is from RefSeq and is a predicted model, not a curated record. The transcript is spliced from 4 exons. Lineage: Eukaryota; Metazoa; Chordata; Aves; Piciformes; Lybiidae.